UAUGGCUGGGGGCGGGGUUGUGGCUUUUCCAGGGAAGAUGGGAAUGAAAUUACUCUGAGGUCGCGGGAAAUUGGGGAUGAGACCUUUCCAAGUAGGACAGUGUCCCGGAAAGCGGGCUAUGAGGCCCCUCCUGAUAUGGUUGGGGUCCGGGCAAGCCAGUGUCGAUUCCCCUCCGAGGAGGGCCAGGUGGGGAAGCACAGGCUCCGGUGACUGGCCCAGGGGCCUGGGACCGGAGGCGGCAGAGACCUGCGGAACGAUGAGAUCUGACAUGAAGCUACUGACUGACAAUGGCGAUGAGUGGUCCAUCUGCCUGAUGGCUCAGCUCAGCAGGGAAAGCACCAGUCACUCAGAUGCCCAAGCCUGAGAAUCUGCUUGACUCCCCAGGCCUGUUAGGUGAGGGUCCGGACGUCCUGGUAUACAGCUUGGACUUUGGUGGGCAUCUGCGGAUGAUGAAGCGAGUACAGAACCUGCUUGGCCACUAUCUUAUCCAUGGGUUCCGGGUGCGGUCAGAGCCCGAUGGAGACUUGGAGUCACAGGCCACAGUGGCUGUGUUUGGGAGCAAGGGGCUCCGAGUUGUGAAAGUUAGCUGGGGGCAGGGCCGCUUCCGGGAGGUCUGGCGCUCUGGCCUGUGGAGCAUGUCCGACUGGAUCUGGGAUACAUGCUGGUUGGAGGAGAAUGUGGCCGUAGCUCUGGGCCACAACUCAGUGGUGCUCUACGACCCCAUGGUAGGACGUACCCUGCAGGAGGUGCCCUGCACAGAUAGGUGUACCCUCUCCUCAGCCUGCCUGAUUGGAAACACUUGGAAGGAGCUGACCAUGGUGGCGGGUGCCAUUUCCAACGAGCUCCUGGUCUGGUACCCAGCAACCAUGUCAGAAAUCGAGCCUGUGGCACCUGACCGGCGGGUCAGUGGGCAUGUGGGUGUCAUCUUCAGCAUGUCGUACCUGGAAAGCAAGGGCUUGCUGGCCACAGCUUCAGAAGACCGAAGUGUCCGCAUCUGGAAGGUGGGCGACCUCCGGGUGCCUGGGGGUCGAGUGCAAAAUAUUGGGCACUGUUUUGGGCACAGUGCCCGUGUGUGGCAGGUCAAGCUCCUGGAGAAUUACCUUAUCAGUGCAGGAGAAGACUGCGUUUGCCUGGUUUGGAGCCACGAAGGUGAGAUCCUCCAGGCCUUUCGGGGCCAUCAGGGCCGUGGGAUCCGGGCCUUAGCUGCCCACGAGCAGCAGGCCUGGGUCAUCACCGGGGGUGAUGACUCAGGUAUCCGGCUGUGGCACCUGGUAGGCCGUGGGUACCCAGGCUCGGGGGUUUCAGCUCUCUGUUUUAAGUCCCGUAGCAGGACAGGCACCCUCAAGGCCGUAACACUGGCUGGCUCUUGGCGAGUAUUGGCAGUGACUGACAAAGGGUCUCUGUACCUCUAUGAUCUCGAGGUCAAGUGCUGGGAGCAGCUCCUGGAGGACAAGCGCUUCCAGUCCUAUUGCCUCCUGGAAGCAGCUCCUGGACCUGAGGGCUUCGGGCUGUGUGCUAUGGCCAACGGGGAGGGUCGUGUCAAGGUUGUCCCCAUCAACACUCCAACUGCUGCCGUGGACCUGACCCUGUUCCAGGGGAAGGUGCACAGCCUGAGUUGGGCCCUGCGUGGCUAUGAGGAGCUCCUGUUGCUGGCAUCGGGCCCUAGUGGAGUGGUCACUUGUCUGGAGAUCUCAGCUGCACCCUCUGGCAAGGCCAUCUUUGUCAAGGAACGUUGUCGCUACCUGCUUCCCCCAAGCAAGCAGAGGUGGCACACGUGCAGUGCCUUCCUGCCCCCAGGAGACUUCCUGGUAUUCGGGGAUCGCCGGGGCUCCGUGCUGCUGUUCCCUUCCAGACCAGGUCUGCUCAAGGCCCCUGGGGUUGGAGGCAAGGCUGGGGCUGGGGGACUUGGCGUGAGUGGUUGCAGUGGUGGGGGAGGGAGCACCUCGGCUGAGUUGGGCCCUGUGUCCACACUCCCUUCCCUGCAUGGGAAACAGGGCGUGACCUCUGUCACCUGUCAUGGUGGUUACGUGUAUACCACAGGGCGUGACGGCGCCUACUACCAGCUCUUUGUGCGAGGCGGCCAGCUCCAGCCAGUCCUACGGCAGAAGUCCUGUCGAGGCAUGAACUGGCUGGCUGGGCUCCGCAUGGUGGCCGAUGGGAGCAUGGUUAUCCUGGGUUUCCAUGCCAAUGAGUUUGUGGUAUGGAGCCCCCGGUCACACGAGAAGCUGCACAUCAUCAGCUGUGGUGGAGGACACCGCUCCUGGGCCUUCUCGGAUACCGAGGCUGCUGUGGCCUUUGCCUACCUCAAGGAUGGGGACGUCAUGCUGUAUCGGGCCCUGGGUGGCUGUACCAGGCCACAUGUAAUUCUCCGGGAGGGUCUGCAUGGCCGAGAGAUCACCUGUGUAAAACGUGUGGGCACCAUCACCCUGGGGCCUGAAUUUGAGGUGCCCAACCUUGUGCAACCUGACCACCUGGAGCCUGGCAGCAAGGGGCCUGGCCUGAUCGACAUCAUGAUCACAGGCAGUGAAGACACUACCGUCUGUGUGCUGGCACUCCCCACGGCCACGGGUGCGGCCCACGCGCUCACAGCAGUUGGCAACCAUAUCUCGUCGGUGCGUGCGGUGGCCGUGUGGGGCCCCGGCACCCCAGGUGGCCCUCAGGAUUCUCGGCCAGGCCUGACUGCCUAUGUGGUGUCUGCCGGGGGCCGGGCUGAGAUGCAGUGUUUCAGCAUCAUGGUCACACCAGACCCUGGCACCCCAAGCCGCCUUGCGUGCCACAUCAUGCACCUCUCAUCGCAUCGGCUAGAUGAGUACUGGGAUCGGCAGCGCAAUCGGCACCAGAUGGUCAAGGUGGACCCAGAGACCAGGUACAUGUCCCUGGCUGUGUGUGAGCCUGACCGGCCUGGCCCUGGCCCCCUUGUGGCUGCAGCCUGUAGUGAUGGGGCAGUGAGGCUCUUUGUCUUACAGGACUCAGGGCGGCGGCUUCAGCUGCUUGCCGAAACCUUCCACCACAAGCGGUGUGUACUCAAGGUUCACUCCUUCACACAUGAGACACCCAACCGGCGGCGGAGGCUGCUUCUGUGCAGUGCAGCCACCGAUGGCAGCCUGGCCUUCUGGGACCUCACCACCGUGCUAGACCAUGGUUCCACUGCCCUAGAGCCACCAGCAGAGCCUGGGCUUCCCUCCCAGCUGGGGACACCCUGCCUCACUCUCCAGGCCCACAGCUGCGGUAUCAACAGCCUGCACACCUUGCCCACGUGUGAGGGCCACCAUCUUGUGGCCAGUGGCAGUGAAGAUGGCUCUCUCCAUGUCUUUGUGCUUGCCGUGGAGGUGCCAGAGCUGGAAGAGGCUGCUGGGGAGGCUGAGCUGAGACCUCAGCUGCGUGUGCUAGAGGAAUACUCUGUUCCUUGUGCACAUGCUGCGCAUGUGACAGGUCUCAAGAUUCUGAGCCCAAACCUCAUGGUCUCAGCCUCCAUCGACCAGCGGUUGACCUUCUGGCGUUUGGGGCACGGUGAGCCCACCUUCAUGAACAGUGCUGUGUACCAUGUACCGGAUGUGGCUGACAUGGACUGUUGGCCUGUGAGCCCUGAGUUUGGCCACCGCUGUGCUCUUGGGGGCCAGGGACUUGAGGUUUACAACUGGUAUGACUGAGAUGUCUCGUGGUGGCAGGCAUGCUGGGCGUGGAGCCUGCUCGCAGACAGAGUGGAACAGUGAGUGAGCAUGCCCGUGCCCAGCGUGCCUUGAGAGGAGGCAGAGGCAGCUUCGAGCUCCUGACUUCAGAACAGGAGCUGGGGUGAGGAAAGUGCUACCUGCCAGACCGAGGACGCACCCACCCCCACACUCCACAGUAGGACACAGCUUUACAACAGAACAAUUUUAUUUUGCAUCCAGGCCCCUAACAAAAUCUGUGGGGCUGUUUUUUUUUCCCCCAGUCGAUGACUUUGUGACAUUAGGGCCUUGUUGCUUCAGAUGUGGUUCAGUGGAGGGAGGCCCAGCAUGGCCAGGCCAGCGUGCAGCACUGCACGCACGGCCCGCAGAAGCUGCAGGCGAGCAAACAUCUGACCAAAGAGGUGCGGUCGGGGCUCCUGGAGGAGAAGAGGCCUGCUGCUCUCAUCCUCUGCUGCCCCUGCCUUCACCCCUCCUGUGCCUCCCAUGCACCCCCUUUUGCUGUGUGCUUACCCCUAGGAUGUGUAUACGGUUGUAGUACGAGCUGAAAUCCAUGCUGAGCUGCACCAGGAAUUUGCACACCUGGUGACAGAAACAAGUCACUGGCCUGUCCCUCAGCACUCUUGUGCCCCAGCCCAGAAUAAAGAAUAGAGUGUA
Messenger RNA from Loxodonta africana (African savanna elephant), 4322 nucleotides. It is a transcript of the gene WDR6, whose product is annotated as WD repeat domain 6. The record is from RefSeq and is a predicted model, not a curated record. Gene Ontology annotation, molecular function: protein binding. The coding region runs from base 351 to 3650 and encodes 1099 amino acids. The transcript is spliced from 7 exons. Gene Ontology annotation, biological process: tRNA methylation. Gene Ontology annotation, cellular component: cytoplasm. NCBI's taxonomy places the organism in Eukaryota, Metazoa, Chordata, Mammalia, Proboscidea, Elephantidae.